AUGGGGAUGGAGGAGGUGAAAGAGACCGGUGCAGCAGCUGGGAGCCGGGGCGCCACUUCCUGGUUUCCCCCCUCUGCAACUUCAAACCAACCCGCCUUCGCAGCGCCGCCGGAAAGGGCCGAGCGCCGCCGCCGAUUGGCCGCGCCCGCCUGCCGCUCCGAGGGCGCCGCCGGCCGCCGGCGAGUGACGCGGCGUCCGGCCAAUCGGGCGAGGGGGGCGGGAGGGCGCCGGCCAAUCGGGGCGGGCGGAGGGGGCGUGGCCGGCGUGGAGGAGGAGGAGGAGAGGGCUGGCGCCGAGGCGGCGCGUAGGGUCCUGCUGUUCGCUGCUACUCCCCAGGGUCCCGGGUCAGCCGAGUGGGGGCAGCGGCCGCCCCUGGGACGCCCUCCGGUGAAGAGGAAGUUGGAACUGGAGAGUGACCAUCAGUAUCUGGCUGUGGAGGUGGAGACUGUGAAAGGGAAGGGCAAGUCUUCUGGUAGAGCCCUGAAGUCGCCAGUGGAGAAGACACGGUAUGAUACUUCCCUCAGUCUGAUCACUAAGCGCUUCAUCCAGUUGCUGGGGCAGUCUCCCGAUGGCGUGCUGGACCUGAACUGGGCAGCCCAGGUCCUCGAAGUGCAGAAGCGCAGAAUCUACGACAUCACCAACGUACUAGAGGGCAUCAAGCUCAUCACCAAGAAAUCCAAGAACCACAUCCAAUGGCUGUAAGGAGGGAACCAAUUCCUGGAUGGCGAGAUGGCUGUGCGGUACCAGGCGCUGGUGAAGGAAAUUGCUGAGCUGGAUGACAGCGAUCGUAAGCUGGAGGAACUGAUCCAGAGUUGCACUCUACAACUCAAACUACUGACCGAGGACUCGGAGAGCCAGAGACUUGCUUAUGUAACCUGUCAAGACUUGCGCAGCAUUGAAGACUUGUCUGAAGAGAUGGUGAUGGUGAUUAAAGCUCCUGCUGAUACCAAGCUGCAAGUGACUGAUCCAAGUGAGGCACUGCAGAUUUCGUUGCAAAGCAGCAAGGGACCUGUGGAUGUGUUCCUCUGCCCUGAGAGCAGUUCGGGCACCUGCAGUCCCGUGAAGACGCUCAGCAGCCCUGUGAAAGUCAGUCCCAUCAAGACCAGCAGCCUCUGUAAGCUCACCCAUCAGGAACUAUCAGGAAGCACUUCCCAGGGCACGACCCUAUCGUCAUCUUCCAGUCAAGAUCAAGAGAUGCACCUUGGCACUUCACCUUUGGCAGUGGUGGACAUUAACCUCUCGCCUUUGACCUCCGCUGCCUCCCUCCUCCAGCAGCCAGAAGACGUCCUUCCCUCAAUCCCGUUCGACGACACGUUUGUCAACCUCUCUCCCCCGCUGCUUCAGGACUACCACUUCGGCUUGGACGAGGGCGAGGGCAUCAGUGAAUUGUUUGACUGCAACUUUGACACUUUGCAAAAUUUGGAGUUCUGACCGAGCGGCUGUGGGUUUGUUGACAAGUGAGUCUGCGUUGCCCUGUGCUUAGAGCGUUCAGGGGCGCUGCCUCUGGGGACUGGCUAGAUUGAUACGAGUUGCAGGUAGACUUCCUGAGGGCGACUAUGUCUUGUUCUGUGCCAGCCACAGCCUGUGCCCAUUGAGGGAUUCGGAGAUGUGGGUGAACAUCUGAACAUCUCCAGCUGGUGUCAGACUUCCCCUGCGUACAAGGCAGGCAUUCCCAAUUGUUCCCACCCGCCUCUCUUCCUCCCCCCCCCGCCCCCCCAAUCUGCCGGCCGUACAGAGUGCAUUUUAUUCACUCGCCUCCUGCUUUCCUCUCCCCUUCUCCCUGGUGUUCCCCCACACGUUAACAUGGCACUGUUGGUUCGCAGCAGGGGUAUCUCGACCUCCGCCUGCCUUGCGGUAGGCACAGACUCCAGGCGGGCAAGCACUUCCUCUGCCCUCCGCGUCGCAGUCUCUGUUGCUUUACACACGACGCCUCGUCUGGUUUUCAGUGGCCCGACCUCGUGGAAUGGAAGCCUGGCUCGCUCUGACACUGGCAUGGGGGUGGUAGGUGGGUGGAUGCAGGAGGGCGAUGAGCCUCGGUCCUCCCAGCUAGUGGGGGCUGGUUCAACCUCUGCUCCGCAUCUGGAGGGAGCACCAGGGUAAAUGGGGGAUGGGUGGGAGAGGAAGUGCUGCCCAGAGAGUGAACUGGAAACUAGAUUCAAAGCUGCCAAUGAAUGUCCAUACCAUUUCAACCCCGGAUCCCCCUCUCUCACACCCCUCUCCAGGUUGAACUGUAGUCACUGUUUCCCAACCCCAUGCUGUGGACUGAGCAUAGGCUGAUUAAUUCCACGUUCUUUAUUAUUAAUUGUUAUUAAAGCUAUUGAUCAGCCCUGUGAUUAAAGUCCCAAUGUGUCCCGUGAGAGCAGAGGUGACAAAGUACCUGAGGUUUUUGGGGAGAUUUUGACGGACGCUGUAAACUUGUUCUGAUGCACGGUGGGGGGGGGGGGAGGAGGAGGAGGAGGAGGAGAGGAGAAGAGAAGAGGUCUGAUUGUGGAUACGACUUUCAAGUCCUUUCUGCCCCUCACCCCCAGCAAUCAUUGGACCAUCUGCUGCCCCCGGCAUGUGCCCCAUACAUCCUGCUGUGCUUCAGAUCCCCACACAGAUCUCUCCCAUCUACAUGCUGAUGGAAUCACCCCCACAGAGAAAACUACCUCUCUAUGUACUGAGUCUGGGCACCCACACGAAUGCAAGGUCUGUUCCUAGUACUGACUCUUUUGAUGGCUGAUUAGCCCCCCUUUUUCCCCACCCCCCCCUCCUCAUUAUCCCACCAUCUCCAGGACUGACAGCAGUACAGUGCUGAGAGGUAACAGCAUAUGGCAGUGUGAUGAUUUGCUUCACAAGAAGAAAGUCCAUUGCUUGGUGCACUUGGGUUUUUAGAUUGGAUUGGGCUUGUCUUGGAGGGGUAGAGAGCUCUGCUGUUUGGGCCAGCGGUGCUGAUUCUGCAAUGCCAUGGUAGUGCAUUCCUGGACCUGGACUGAGAAUUUGGCCCAUCGGUGUGUCAGGGCCACCUAAUUUCAAAGUCCAGCUUGGUGGCAGACUAAACUACUUCCACACAGCAAGCUCCCACAAGCAGCAGUGACCCCUGACGUACUUUAAGCAGAGGGAUAUUUAUUGGUCCUGAGCUCCCUCUGCUCAGCGGAAUGAUCAGGAGAGCCUGUCCCAGCCACCUUCACAAGUUAUCGAAGCACUUUUUGACCUGCCCUCUCAUCCUGGGAUUCUCCAGAGCACUUCCCUGGGAGGGUUCUCCUUUCCAAACCUCUGGACUGGUGUAUUUAUUACUCUUUAACAGCUUUUUAAAAAUGGUGAAGGUGGUUCUCUAUCCCCAUUCCCCCUUCUCUCCCUUGGGCUAGAUCCUGGGUCCCAAAUAUUAAGCCAGCUUUGGUGCUUUGCUUCUCUUGCAAAUGAAGCUGCGGGGAAGGGAAUGGGAACCUGGAUGGUUUUUUUGAGCAGAGCCUAUUGGAUGGGAGGCAUCUGCCAGUAUGGGGGCAAUGGGCCAAAUGGUCUCCCUCUGUGUGAUAAUAUUCUGUGUUUAGUCUUCCAGGUUUGAAAAUUCUCUCUUUCCCCUCCCCCCUUCCUUUGAGUGGUCCUGCCUUUUCAGCACUUCCUCC
This is a messenger RNA of Pristis pectinata (smalltooth sawfish), 3605 nucleotides long. RefSeq names its product transcription factor E2F1-like. Lineage: Eukaryota; Metazoa; Chordata; Chondrichthyes; Rhinopristiformes; Pristidae. Gene Ontology annotation, cellular component: Rb-E2F complex. The record is from RefSeq and is a predicted model, not a curated record. The transcript has 9 exons. Gene Ontology annotation, biological process: G1/S transition of mitotic cell cycle; regulation of transcription by RNA polymerase II. Gene Ontology annotation, molecular function: RNA polymerase II cis-regulatory region sequence-specific DNA binding; protein dimerization activity; DNA-binding transcription factor activity, RNA polymerase II-specific.